This is a messenger RNA of Geosmithia morbida, 1560 nucleotides long. RefSeq names its product sugar transporter. Lineage: Eukaryota; Fungi; Ascomycota; Sordariomycetes; Hypocreales; Bionectriaceae. The coding region runs from base 1 to 1560 and encodes 519 amino acids. The record is from RefSeq and is a predicted model, not a curated record. Gene Ontology annotation, cellular component: membrane. Gene Ontology annotation, biological process: carbohydrate transport; transmembrane transport. The transcript is spliced from 3 exons. Gene Ontology annotation, molecular function: carbohydrate:proton symporter activity.
AUGGCCGACGACAGCAAAGCCUCGUUUCUCGGCCUCCGUGGUCAGAGGUUGGCCCUCGCCCAGGCCCUGCUCAUCAUGCUGCCAGCCUACGUCCUGUUUGGCUACAACCAGGCCAACCUCGGAUCCAUACUGCACCUGUCCGACUGGACGGCCACGUUCCCUAGGAUCGACGCGGACAACACGACGGGUGCGCAGAAGGAGAACAACUCGACCGUGUCCGGGCUGGUCAAUGCCGUCUUCACGCUCGGCGCGCUGCCGGCCUGCCUGUCGUGCUCCUACACGGCCGACAAGUUCGGACGGCGCCCGGUGAUACUGGCGGGUGCGGUCCUGACGGGCAUCGGCGAGGUCCUGCAGGCCUCGUCCUUCUCGCUCGCGCAGCUCAUCGUCGGCCGCAUGACGCUGGGGGCCGGCGUGGGCAUGCUGAGCGGUACGGUGCCGACCUGGCGCAGCGAGUGCUCCGACGCGUCGAGCCGGGGCAAGAAUGUCGUCGUCAUCGGCCUCUUCAUCUCGCUCGGCUACGUGCUCGAGUCGUGGAUCAACCUCGGCUUCUACCAGUUCGACGACGGGCCCGUCACCUGGCGGCCCGCCCUGGCCAUCCCCGUCGUCUUCUCCCUGCUCCUGGCCGCCAGCAUCUUCUCCAUGCCGGAGUCGCCGCGUUGGCUGAUGAGCAGCAACCGCGCCGGCGAGGCCCGCAGGACCCUGGCCGCCCUCAGGGACAGGGACGUCGACUCGGCCGAGGUCUCGGUCGAGAUCGCCGCCAUGGAGCAGUCGCUCGAGGAGUCGGACCCGGGAAAGGCCUCGCUCCUGGCCCUCCUCAGGUCCGGCGAGGACCGCCUCCGGUUCCGGUUCGCCAUCUGCCUCCUCCUGCAGUUCUUCCAGCAGAUGGCCGGCAGCAACCUCAUCUCGGUCUACUCUUCCGUCAUCUUCGAGCAGGGCCUGGGCCUCGGCGCCCAGGAUUCCCGCAUCCUCUCCGGCGGCUGCCUCACGUGGAAGUUCCUGUCCUGCUUCGUCGCCUUCUUCACCAUCGACCGCUUCGGCCGCCGCAAGGCCCUCAUCGUCAGCGGAGCCGGCAUGGCCUCGUGCAUGAUCGGCCUGGCCGUGGCCACGUCCUUCCCCAAGAGCGACUAUGCCGCCCAGAUCGUCAGCGUCCUCUUCGUCUUCCUCUACAACUUCUUCAUCCCCAUCGGCUUCCUCGGUGCCAACUUCCUGUACUGCACCGAGGUUGCGCCCCUGAGGCUGAGGGUGGCCAUGUCGAGUAUCUCGACCGCCAACCACUGGCUCUGGAACUUUGUCGUCAUCAUGGUUACGCCCGUUGCCAUCGAUAGCAUCGGAUACAAGUACUACAUCGUGUACGCCGUCGUCGCCUUCUGCAUUCCCUUUUCAGUCUACUUCUUUUACCCCGAGACCAUGGGUAUGAGCCUCGAGGACAUCGACUUGAUCUUCCGGGAGGCCCCGUCCGCCUGGACUAUCGUCCGAUAUGCAAAGCUUAGGCCUCGCCGUGACGCCGAUGACGGAUAUAUGUCUGAGAAGAAGAGUUCAGAAGUGGAAUGCAAGGCCUGA